Molecule: messenger RNA, 4455 nt
Organism: Capronia epimyces CBS 606.96
Lineage: Eukaryota; Fungi; Ascomycota; Eurotiomycetes; Chaetothyriales; Herpotrichiellaceae
Exons: 1
Coding region: 1-4455 (1484 amino acids)
Biological process (GO): RNA export from nucleus; protein import into nucleus
Cellular component (GO): nuclear pore
Molecular function (GO): structural constituent of nuclear pore; protein binding
Source: RefSeq, a predicted model, not a curated record
AUGGCGUCCAGCGCCUCGGGGUUCGGCUUAGGGGCAAAUGCGACGCAGGGUGUCAGUGUGAAGGAUGGGCCGGAAUUACGAGAGAUCCAGACAAACGAGUUGGGGUUCGCUGCGCUCAAUGGCGAGGCAAAAGUUCGACUUCUCCCUACCCCCUGGCCUUCAGAUGCCUUGCCUCCUCCCUCCUCUUCCCUUCUCGCCAUCGCAUCAGCCAAAGGGCUCCUAGCAGCUGCCGGUCCGGACGCUCUUUACAUCACCUCUACAGCCAAAAUCAGAGACUCCUUCCGCUCGUCAGCACCAUCAGCUGACGAAACCGUUCGACCCUUCACACCUGAGAUCAAGAUUGCAGUGCCUCGGAUAACUCACCUUGCCUUCUCCGCUGACGAAAGUGUCUUGGUCGUGGCUGCGGAAACAGGAGGAGAGAUUCUGGCAUUUCCGGUUGACAAGAUCCAGCAGGGCCAGCUGGAGCCCGCUGUACGAAUAUCCACGAACGGGCAGAGUCUGCGAGCAUUAGUACCGAAUCCAGCGCCUGAGUCUGCCGAGUUUUUUGCCAUUAUCACUGGAAACGGGGAUCUGAUGAUCCUGGAUUUAAAGGCAGGGAGCAUGGUCUCUGGGAUCAAUGGUACCGUUCUUAAGAGUGGAGCAAGCUGUCUAUCAUGGAGCAACAAAGGCAAACAACUCGUUGCUGGCAUGGCGGAUGGGACUGCCAUUCAGAUGAAGCCAGAUGGCACCGUUGUUGCGCAGAUCCCAAAGUCGACUUCUGUUGCAAGUGAAGUACAUGUUUCCGGGAUUUCCUGGCUCGAGAACGAUAUAUUCUUCAUCAUCUACACGCCAAAUGAUACUGGUAAUGGUAUUCUGCCUUCCGAAUAUUACGUCGUCAACCGGGAACCGAAACCAACAGUUUACAUCUUUCAGAGGCUACCCGAAGUUCUGCCACCAUUCGGGGUCGAACGACUACCAUCCUCGCAUUUCAUAUCAAGACUUAGAAAAUUUCCUCCACACGUGCAGGAUUUGUUGGUUGUCACGGCCACAACAUCCACGGAUGUCGGUCUCAUCUCGAAGACGCAAACGCCGUUGUCGAGGGAGGAUCCGGUGACUUCGACGUUCACGUUCACCACAAUCGAGGACGACACUCGACGGGCCCAGCUUCCCCUUUCGUCGGAAAUGCAAGACACCUCUCCCAUUGGUAUGUCGCUAGAUUUAUCAAGUACUGAGAAGGUCCCAAAUCCAAUUCCGGCGGAUGCGGAGCUACUGGAGACUGCAGGGCCUGUCCCUGGCCUUGUGAUAUUGAACAGCGAAGGUGUCCUGGUAGCCUGGUGGAUUAUCUACAAUGACUCUAUUCGCGAAAAGACGACAUAUCCCGGCCUAAGAUCCGUGCAAGCCGCAACAGAACUUCCAACACUACCCUCUGAGUCUCAGUCACCGUCUCCUGCACCUUCUACCAGCGCGUUCGGUCAAACCAGCAGUGUCAGUCCUUUUGCGAAGCCUACAAUGUCUGGUUUUGGAGCCCCUAGUAACAAACCCUUUGGAACUUCUUCCACUACUGCUGACAAGCCAUCUUGGGCUACUGCUGGCUUCGGUUCUACUAUGAGCACGUCGGCAGAGGGCUCAGCUUUCGGAAAGCCGGCUUUUGGCUCGUCAACUCCUAUCAGUAGCCGAGCGACCACAGCUUUCGGCUCGACCAGCGCUCUCGGAAGUCGACCUACACCUUUCGGACAGCCCUCCACGAUUGGCUCACAGCCCGCUUUUGGACAACCGUCUCCGUUUGGGACCGCCUCAACUUCCAGCCCUUUCGCAACUGCAGCGGGUGGCUCAAGCAACUCUGGCUUUGCCUCCUUUUCCAAGGAAGGUGGAUUUUCCUCGUUUGCAGGAAGCAAGGCAGGCCAAUCCACUCAGAGCCCCUUCGCCGCAGCCUCUGGGACGAGCAUUUUUGGACAGCCAUCUGGCAGCACUUUUGGCAAGGACAAGGCUAGUGCCUCCCCGUUUGCGUCAGCCAAACCCACCGGUGGACAAAGCAUUUUUGGCAGCAAUGAUUCAUUCAAACUACCAUCAUCAUUUCAGAGCGAUGGCAGUGCGAAAGAAGACUUAACCGCACCCAACGAACCCGGUGGUUUUGGUUUCGGUGGCUCUUUAGAUGACAUGUUGGGCGAACCGCAGAAAACCCUCUCGCCGACCCAUGACAAGGAAGCCGAAAUGGACGAGAGCCAGGUCGGUGAAGCCGAUUCCGAUAAAGCUCAGAAUGCUCCCCCCUUCCAAGGGAUUGCAUCACAGAAUGCGCCCAAAAUUCCGCAGACCCUCGUAACUCCUCCUUCGACGUGGACUCAAUCCAAAGCUACUCCUGCCCCACCUGUUUCGAACUUAUUUGGUCAAUCGUCCACAACUCCACAGCCUCAAACAACUACACCUGGGUGGUCGUUCGGUGGUGUGGCCUCUACCACUCCUAAGGAGACCCCUGAUCCUUCGCACAUGGCCCUAUUUGGUACCAAAACAGCCAAAGAUGAGACUCCCGCAGCGGUGCACAAGAGUGAACCAGCUAGCACUUUUGGAACCCUUCCCGAAACAUCGAAGAUCAAGGAAGAGCCUCCCAGUGACACCGAGUCUGUUGAUCUGAACAAUAUUCCAGAGGCGCCUCUUCCCCCCGAUCCGGUCAGCAAACCACGAUACUCGUCUGCGGAUACCCCAGCCUCACCUACUGUAUCGAGGAGCCCUCUAGACGACGCACCCCUACCCCCAGACUUCCUUCCUACGCCCAAAGCAAGUCAUGACGAAGAGCCGCUUCAACAGCUCCCCAGUGAAGAUGAGGUUGAGCCGGAAGAGGACGAGGAGGAUGAAUUCAGUUCAGAUGUUGACGACAGCGGCGAAGAAGUCACAGGAGACAUAACCGAAGGGGGAGACGCCACGGAAGAUCAGCAUGAAGAUCUGCAAACUUCUCCCGAAAGCUCAUUCAAGAGUGGCGACAGAAGUACGGAAACGAGCCCGACAGGCGGCCUCUUCACGAAAAUAUCCUCAACGGCUAUCUCACAAAAGCCAUCCCGACCAUUGUUCGGUGAAGUUGGCACAGGACCUGUCUUUGCUCCUCCGAAGCCACACGAAAGCCCGCGAUCACCAAGUCCAGUAAGAAAUGUCCCUGCAGAACGCCUCCGACUAGAUGCAUCUAGAUCCGUCAGUGCGCCAGCGAAUCCUCGGUCCAUCGUCGAUCAACGAAAAGCGGAGUAUCAAACGUCUUCGCUAGCUGCCCAGGCAGCUAGGACAAGAGAAGAAGAAGCCUUGAAAGAGAAAGCUCGACGAGAAGCGGUCGCUCGGCAGAAGGCUGAGGCAGAAGCCAAGCAGCUCGAGCCACUCGAGGAUGACGAAGACGAGCUUCUCCGCCAGGAACUCGAGCGGCCUGUCUCACCCACCCAGUCGCUAGACGACUUCAUCACCUAUCAGCCCAGGCCGGCAGAAGAGACCAAGAAGACUGGAAUACCUGCCCAGAUUGAAAGACUCUACGCGGACAUCAAUUCCAUGGUCUACACACUAGGGAUCAAUUGCCGCUCCCUGUCGGCAUUUAUGCGGUAUCAACAACCUGAAGCGACCAAUCAAUCAUGGCCAUCGGUGCUCAGAUCGGAGACACCAAUGGAUGCCCUCAACGAUGAGUGGUUUUUAAGCGACAUUGCGAGAUUGCAUGAAGGUCAAUCUGUUCUCUCCGAAUUGCUCGCCGAGAGCAACGUUGAAGACUUUGGCGAGAAGGUCCAACAAUGCCAGACUCUUCUUGGCUGUGAUCUAUUCGAGCUGAGGACAAAACUUACGUCCAUCCGGAAAACAGUUAACGCCCUAGCUGCAAAAGACGGUAUCAUCACAGCUCCGCUUUCCGCCGAACAGUCAUCGAUCCAGCAUGACCUCCGCAAGACUUAUAACUUGGUUCAGACCAAGCUUAUAGAGAUCGAAGACGCCAUUUCGGUUCUACGGGCCAAAAUAGUCCAGUCCACGCCUGCGACUACGUCUGGUCGACGGUCCAGCAUUCUUGGUAGAACAUCCUCGCAGAAGAAGCCUACUGUGGAAGCGGUAACAAAGACAGUGGCAAAGAUGAUGUCAAUGGCCGAGCAAAAGAGUGCAGAUAUCGAUGUUCUGGAGGCGAAACUGAAGCGGAUGGAUCUUUCCUUGGCGUCGUCGACACUUAGCAAUGGCAACCCGUCGAAUGAACAGUCAGCCAUUGUGACCCCGCAUCGAUUGAGAAACUCAUUAAAUGGUGCAACCCCUGGAAGUACUCGAAGUAUCUACCACACCCCCGACUCCAAAUUCAGCAGCAGUACGAGGUCGAAAACAAGCUUCAGAGCUAGCCAAAGUGGCGGCCUGGGACUCUUGUCGACCGAGGACAAGGAACGGUGGCGAGCACAGGCACGUCGUCGCAAGGAAGCUGCAAGUGUAUUGAGGGACGUUUUGGAGGACAAACGCAAGGGUGCAGCAACCAAGAAAUGA